Ceratosolen solmsi marchali is the source of this 1644-nucleotide messenger RNA. It is a transcript of the gene nopo, whose product is annotated as TRAF interacting protein no poles. Gene Ontology annotation, molecular function: ubiquitin protein ligase activity. NCBI's taxonomy places the organism in Eukaryota, Metazoa, Arthropoda, Insecta, Hymenoptera, Agaonidae. Gene Ontology annotation, biological process: replication fork processing; protein ubiquitination. The transcript is spliced from 7 exons. The record is from RefSeq and is a predicted model, not a curated record. The coding region runs from base 208 to 1500 and encodes 430 amino acids. Gene Ontology annotation, cellular component: nucleus; site of DNA damage.
AAUAUUAUAUUGUUUCCAAACUAAAUGGAAUAUUUACAAUAGAAAUAUAUAAAAAUAAACGCAAUAAACGUUGUAUUACGUGACGACACCUUUGAAUUAAACCGAACAAAUAAACAUGAAAUAACUUCGACGUAACCUCAUUAAUUUAUUUAUUACUUAAUAAAGGUCAUUGUUAUUUUGACUUCAAAUACGCAUCAGGAAAGAAAUAUGAAUAUUUCAUGUGCUAUUUGUCACGAUGAAUUGGAAAAGUGUAAUGAUAUAUUCGGAACUCCAUGUGGUCAUGUAUUUCACUUCCCGUGUCUUAUUCUAUGGCUUGAAAAAGCUCAAACUUGUCCACAAUGUAGACGGAAAGUAAAACGUGAUAGUAUAACAAGACUUUAUUUUAAUUUUUCAAACACUGAAAUUGUGAAAGAAGAUUCGUUCACACUCCAACAAAAAGUAGAUACUCUUUCAUUUCAAAUUAAGUUAAAAGAAACUGAAUACAAAAAUUGUAGUGAAGAAAAUGUUGUCUUAAAAAGGCAAAAUAGUGGACUUCGUGAUGAAGUUAAAAAAACAGAGAGUGAAAUAAAUCAGAAAAACUCUGUGAUAUAUGCUUUAAAAGAACAGAGUCAAUAUUUUAAACGAAAAUGUCAGGACUUUGAAAAAAUUCAAGAAGAAAAAAUUAAAUUAGAAAACAAGUUGGAAACGUAUGAAAAUGUAAAAAUCUUAGUAUGCUCUACCAGUGAAGAAGUGGAUAAAAUGUUAAGUCGAACUACAGAUAUUCCUACCUUUUGCACAUAUAUUAGUAUUAUGAAAAGGGAAUUAAGUACUAGUCUAGAAAAGAGGAAAGAACUUAGAAGUACAGUGAAAACUCUGCAACAACGAUUACAAACAUUAAAAAUGGAAAAGAAUUCUUUUUCUCAAAACUACACUAAGCAAAUUGAACAAUUAGAAAAUGAGCUUUCGUUAUGUCAAAAUGAAAAAGGUAUGUUGCAGAAAAGACUAGGGGAAUUAGAAUCGAAAGAUAAGAAUUCUGAUAAUCUGUUAGACGAGGCUUCCAAACCUUGUUCAGAAAAUGUUUCCUCUCGUAAACGUGAAAGUGUCGAAGCGACAGAUAUUGAUUCAGUUUCAUCUAAAAAAUUUCAAGGAGGAACAACUAUUAUGGUUUCGUCAGUUACAAAAAAAACUAAGGAAAAUGAAGAAAAUUCUCCUUAUCUUCCAACAAAGUCAAAAAGUAUUUUGGCAUUAAAGUCUCAGGCUUCGCAACGCAGUACAUUCCCAAUAAAAUCAAAACAACUCUCUUCCAAGAAAUCUUCAUCAUUAAAUUAUAAUAGCGAACAAGAUUCUGAUACAGUAUUUGAUGGAUUCGGGGGACAUUCAAAGAUGGAUGUAUUUCCUAUUUCUAAUCCCACAUCUAAUAAAUUAAAAAGACCUGCAAAUCAGCUAUCAAAAAAUAAAAAAAUCAAACUUAAUUUUGGUGGUAACAAACAAUUAGAUGAUUACAUCAUUAAUUUAACAUAAAAAUCGAAUUAUUUCUAAAUAUUUAUUUUUUAAUAGAAAUAUUUAUUUUAACGUAAUGAAGCUGCUGUAUACAAAAUCAAAUUCUUUUAUAACAUGUCAUGUUCGUAAAGAAAUUACGUAUUUCACGAUGAUAAUAUUUGUUUU